Doryrhamphus excisus (bluestripe pipefish) is the source of this 5146-nucleotide messenger RNA. The record is from RefSeq and is a predicted model, not a curated record. NCBI's taxonomy places the organism in Eukaryota, Metazoa, Chordata, Actinopteri, Syngnathiformes, Syngnathidae.
CUGCAGCAGCACGCUCCCUGUGCAUGAUCAGCUCAUGCACAAGAUCUCUUCCAGCUCCCAGGAGGACUCACGCGGACCACAAAACUUCCCCCUCCCCCGGCUUGACUUUGCUUUCCUGUCGUGGACGAGAGCCACACGCGUGGAUGGUUAUGUUUGACCAGGAGCCCUCGCCACCGUCAGACCAGUCAAAUGUGACAGCCAGGCCCUCCGUCGCCAUAGAGACCAGCAACAACAUGGCCGUCACAGCAGAGGUGAGCCCGCCGCCACCCGAAGGGCUUUCGGAGAACGACAGUGGCGUGGAGCUGACCAAUGAGAACAGCCCGCUGAACGCUGCUGAACCGCCAUCCCCCUUCAGCCCCAAGCUGAGCGGCGGUGCGGCGUCGCCUCAAGGUGACAAGGCUAACUCUGACGGUAACGUGCACUUGGAAGGAGGCGGGGCCAGAGCCAGGAUGAGGUCCAGUGAGGAGGACUCCGUCUGGGACUCCUACAGCAAAGAGAAGCCUUCAGCACCGUCUCAGCUGGCUUUGAGAGAAAGGCCGCGACCUCGAACCAUCUUCCAGGCCGGCCUGGCGCCGCACGCCAAGCCGCGCAGACAGUCUGGCAAACACGAGCACGUCUUGUCAAUGCGUGCGCGAGCUUCUCGGGUGCGCUUGUCCACCGGGGUCCCUGAGGCGCCCCGUCUGGAUCUGGUGGAACAAGACUCCAAGGACUCGGCCCAGAGCGGCAGCAGCUUGUCCAGCUGUGACACGCAAACGGAAUACAACGACAAUAAGGGCUUCAGCAUCGGUGAGCUGGUGUGGGGGAAGAUCAAGGGCUUCUCCUGGUGGCCCGGCAUGGUGGUGACGUGGCGCGCCACUGGCAAGCGCCAGGCCAGCCACGGCAUGAGGUGGCUCCAGUGGUUUGGAGACGGAAAGUUCUCAGAGGUUUCCGCGGACAAACUGGACUCCAUCAUGGCUUUCCCCAAGUUCUUCAGCCAGGCGUCCUACACCAAGCUGGCGUCCUACCGCAGGGCCAUCUUCCAAGCUCUUGAGAUGGCCAGCAUCCGGGCAGAGAAAAAGUUCCCCCCCUGCGAGUCGGACAAUCCUGACGACCGAGUGAAACCCAUGCUGGACUGGGCACAUGGCGGCUUCCUGCCCAAAGGCGAGGAGGGACUCAAACCCACGCACAGCGCAGACAACAGCCCUCCAGGUCUUCAAGUCCUGGACGUGUCCCUGCCGGAUUAUCCCCCCAGUGCCAAGCGGCCCAGAAUCAGCGUUUGCAAGAACAAGGCCGGCCCUGAAGAAUCCUACAGCAGAGAACAAAUGGUCAAUGAAGUGCUGAAGAACAAAAGAAGUAUAGAAGAGUUCUGCCUCUCCUGUGGGAAGAUGAGGGCAGCGACCUUCCAUCCACUCUUUGAAGGAGGCCUGUGUCAAACAUGCAAGGACGUGUACCUGGAGACAUCUUACAUGUACGACGAUGACGGCUACCAGUCCUACUGCACCGUCUGUUGCGGGGGGCGAGAGGUUCUGCUGUGCGGCAACGCCAACUGCUGCAGGUGUUUCUGCGUGGACUGUCUGGACAUCCUGGUGGAUCCAGGGGCAUCCAACAACGCUCGCUUCCUCGACCCGUGGCGAUGCUACAUGUGUCAGCCGCUGCUUCAGUACGGCGUCCUCAAACGUCGGCACGACUGGAGCGUCAAACUGCAAGAGUUCUUUGGGAACGACAACGGCCAAGAGUUUGAAACACCAAAGAUUUACCCAGCGGUCCCUGCAGAGCAGAGGCGACCGGUCCGAGUCCUCUCCCUGUUUGACGGCAUCGCCACAGGCUACCUGGUCCUGAGAGAUCUGGGCUUCAAGGUGGACCAAUACGUGGCGUCCGAGGUGUGCGAGGACUCCAUCUCUGUCGGCGUUGUCCGACAUGAAGGAAAGAUCCAAUACGUCCACGAUGUCCGAAACAUCACCAAGAAAAAUAUCCUUGAAUGGGGUCCAUUCGACCUGGUCAUCGGGGGAAGCCCAUGCAAUGACUUAUCUAUCGUUAACCCAGCAAGGAAGGGCCUCUAUGAAGGUACAGGGAGGUUGUUCUUUGAGUUCUACCGUCUGCUGAGCGAGGCCAAGCCCAAAGAGGGAGAGAACCGACCUUUCUUCUGGAUGUUCGAGAAUGUGGUCGCCAUGGGUGUCAAUGACAAGCGGGACAUCUCACGAUUCCUGGAGUGUAACCCUGUGAUGAUUGACGCUAUUGAGGUCUCUGCUGCCCACCGUGCUCGAUACUUUUGGGGGAACCUGCCGGGCAUGAACAGACCUCUGUGUGCUUCUGGGAUGGACAAGCUGGAGCUGCAGGACUGUCUGGAACAUGGCCGAGUGGCAAAGUUUGGAAAGGUGCGCACCAUCACCACACGCUCCAACUCCAUCAAGCAAGGAAAGGACCAGCACUUUCCUGUCCUGAUGAAUGGCAAGGAGGACAUCUUGUGGUGCACGGAGCUGGAGAGGAUCUUCGGCUUCCCCGUCCACUACACAGACGUGUCCAACAUGGGUCGAGGUGCUCGGCAGAAACUCCUAGGCCGGUCCUGGAGCGUCCCUGUCAUCAGGCAUCUUUUUGCACCGCUCAAAGACUUCUUUGCCUGUGAAUAGAUACCACCCAGCACAUACACACCACCCACCAUCGGGAAAUAGCAGCCGCUUGUCACCAUUCAUCACCGGCAAAUAGAUGCCAAAAUAGCACACAGGCACCAUCCAUGACAAGAGAUGCCGCCCGUCACCAGGAAAUAGGCACCAUCCAUCACCAACUGAAAGAAACCUGUUUCCGGCAAAUAGAUUAUUAGACAAUAGUUACUAGAAAAUAGUUUUUAUCGCCAGAAAAUAGACAACACACAUCACCAGCGAAUAAAUUCACAUGUCACCAGGAAAUAAACUUCACCUGCCACCAUGAAACAGGAACAGGGGCCACCCAUUACCCGCCCACCAGAAAAUACACAACAUCCAUCUAUACCACUUGUACUCACUAGGGUUGCGGGUUACACCCUGGAGUAGUCGCCAGUGACAGACCCCAAACUAGUAAAUGGUUAUCACCAGGCAAAAGACCCACUCAUCACCAGCUGAGCUUGACAACCUGUUGCCAGCAAAUAGACGCUACCUAUCACCAGCAAAUAGACACCUACCAAUAGCUGCGAAUUGUCAUCAUUCAUCACCAGAGCCACCCAUGAUAGGAAAUGCCACCUGUCACCAGGAAAUAGACACUAUCCAUUCCUAACAGGCCAUCAAUCGUCACUAUCAAAUAGACCAUAAACCUGAGCAAACUGGUACCAUCCAUGACAAGAGACACCACCUGUCACCAGGAAAUAGACACUAUCCAUCCCCAGCAGGGAGACACUUGCUACCAGCAAGACGCCACCCAUUACUAGCAAAUAGUUGCUAUCACCAGCAGAGCUAGACAACUUGUCACCAGCAAAUAGACACCACCUAUCACCACAAAAUAGACACCUACCAACAGCAGCCAAUUGUCAUCAUUCAUCACCACAGCCACCCAUGACAGGAAAUGCCACCUGUCACCAGGAAAUAGACACUAUCCAUCCCCAACAGGGAGACACUUGCUACCAGCAAGACGCCACCCAUUACUAGCAAAUAGCUGCUAUCACCAGCAGAGCUAGACAACCUGUCACCAGCAAAUAGACACCGUCCGUUACAAGAACAUAGUUGCUAUCAAUAGAAUAUACAUACACAAGCACCCAUUACCAGCAAAUAGAUGCCACCUGCCACCAGAAAACACCCGCCAGCUGUCAUCAGUGAAUAAAUGGCAACCAUGACCAAGAAAGAUGACACCUGUCAGCGGAAUCAAACACAUCCCUAGCCAAUAGAUGCAGCAAAUAAACCAGGAAAAUAAACACUCCGCCAGUAAAUAGACACCCCCUGGUUACCAAGAAGUAAACACCAGCUUUUCCUUUAAGUUCCAAUGUUGCUUAGUCGUUAGCUACCUGUUAGCGUCGUUAGUGUGUAUUGUUGCUGCUAUAGACCAAAGUGGACAGCUGCUACUUUGAGGUUUGAGUCCAAGUUGGGUUAUUACGUCAUAGAUCGCGUGGCUCAUCAUUGAUUAGUAAGAAUAUGAACAACUCGGUAGGAACCACUGUGUGCAACACAAGCUGGCAGACUGGAGGCUAGUGUUGGUUUUAUAUUGUACCAUUUUAUUGCUAAGCAUUCUUAGUGGUGUAUAGGCCUUUUUAUAGCUUUUUUAUGCUAUUGUUAGCCACACAUAGUAAAUCUAAGGUGUUAGAUUUCGAGCGUCUGUCAUAAAGCUGCAAACGUGCAAAUACUUGAACUAAAGCCAAAGCAAAAACAGCAAACUUGCCUUCUUCCCCGCUGAUGUGUUUAGCGAAUACUGCAGCCAACACCAGUUUACUGUCAUGGCUGGAAGCAGCGUGAGGCAGAAAAAGAAGGGUUUUUCUUGUUUUCUUUUUGAGUGUGGACCAAAGACACAACUGCCAGACCCUGCAAUGACUAUUAUUUCUGUGAACGAGCACUGACUACUUCUUGUUGUUGCCUGUUUUUUAUUUGAAUAACCUUGUUGCCAAACUGCUUUUACAUUUGACUACUUUUUUCCCAACAGUCCUGCAGAUACUUCCUGUUCAUUCCAAACAUGUUGACAUAGCUUUUGAAAUGUGACAGUUGGAAGUGUUUUAUUUUUGUUACAUUACCUCAAAGUGUGCAUCACUAAGCUGUAAUGACUACUGGACGCUUGGCUUUUGUAAUUACUGGAACUUGUUGGCGUACCAAGUGAGCAACAAUCACACUCACACCGAGUCUAUUCUUUAAACGCACAAUUCUUAGGGGACAGUUUGGUUCAGUGUCAAAGUCAUCUCUGGUGCUCCAACUCUGCCGAUGGGAACGUGACAGCUCCCUCUAAGGACCAAAAAGUGUUUACAUGUUUCAUUCAUGCAAAAAAAGGAAUAGUUUGUCAUUUUGUACCUCUUUUGCGUUGUUGCUUAUUUUAGCAAAUACUAGUCAUCCCAUAGAGCGAGCACACUGUCUUGUAGGUUUAACGUUUAACUUCCUUUUAGGAAUAUAUUUGUUUACUUUUAAACUUGAUUGCAAAAACAUAUUUUUUUCUAUACCUUUUUGGAUAAUUCCUCUGUAUUUUGAUAUAUUUGUAGAAUUUGUACGCAAUAAAGGGCAGCUUA